This is a messenger RNA of Drosophila kikkawai, 3050 nucleotides long. Its product is annotated as E3 ubiquitin-protein ligase RNF10. Gene Ontology annotation, biological process: positive regulation of transcription by RNA polymerase II. Lineage: Eukaryota; Metazoa; Arthropoda; Insecta; Diptera; Drosophilidae. The record is from RefSeq and is a predicted model, not a curated record. Gene Ontology annotation, molecular function: transcription cis-regulatory region binding; metal ion binding.
AAUUAUUUUUAUUUGAUUUAUUAUUGCUGUUGGGAAUUGAUUUGUGUCACGACCAAGUCCACCCACAUCUCUGGACAGCGCGCUUUCCAACACUCACAGUCAGCCAUUUUGCAUAGGGCAUCGCGGAUGCUAUUUUUCCCGACCAAAGAAUAUUUGGUUUUUCCAUCAAAAUUCCGUUGAUUUCGAGACGUAAAAUCGAGCAGUGACCGACCGAAUCGGUGGGAGCGUACUAUUGGAAGUGAAAAUUGUCGGUAAAGACCAGGAAUAGACCCCGAACAGACCCACAGACGUCACGCAUUUUCAGAGACACCCAUACGACGAUACGACACGAACCAAUACCAACACACGGAGUCAUAGACUAACUAACACACAUAGAAAAGUGAACGAUCCGCAAGUAAAAGUACUUGGCUUUCGGUACUUUCGACUCGCCUCGAGACCCCAGCACUUCCUCGCGACAGCCGCAUUGGAUUUUUUGGAAAUAUUACGCAAGUAUUAUUUCUGGUCGUACCGUUGGAUAAUCAUGGCUCAGUAAAUAUGAAUCCGCAACGAGAAUACUCUGCCCAACGCACUCCGUGUGGAGACCUAGGCAAGACGCAGUUUGCUGCCUCUUGGCAGCUGCCCAGCACCAGCACCAAUACCAAUACCAGCACCAACACCUCUCAGUUCUACAACCACUACGAUGGACAGCAACAACAGCAACAGCAGCAGCAAGAAGCAGCCUCAAUCCUCCUCUCAUCAUGGCAAGUCCUCGUCUGGUGAAUCGCAAAGGAAGUCCAGUGAAGUACAUGCCAGCAACAGCAAGCAGCGGAAUAACCGCCGACGGGAGCAGCUUCCCACACCACGCAACGAGCAGCAGCAGCAGCGCAGCACCAAGCAGCAGCAGACACAACAACAACAGCAGCCAGCCAAGCUACGUCCCAAUGUGGACAAGCGGCCAAGGGCUCGGGGCGGCGGCGGUGGCUAUGGGGCCAACGAUCCGUUCGCAUCCCGCGGCGAAGACUGGGCUUCAGGCGGCACCCGACUAGCCUACGCCAGUGCCGGCUACCCACGUAGUAGCGGUGACUUUGACCAUGAACUGAACUCUGUGUACGCACAGGGCAGCAAGAAGCAGAAUUUGAACCAUCUGCUCAACUUCCACUGCGUGCCGAGGGAGCUGGAGCGGGGACACCACCAUCAGCAUCAGCAGAACCAUGGCCUGGGCCUGCGCAAGCAGCGCUACAACAAGGAGCAGUUCCUGCAGGCCAACUUCCAGUUUGUGAUUCGCUUGGGGGCCAAGGCCCAGGUGAAUGGCUCGCCGGACGAGCUCAUCGAUUGGAGCUACAUUGAGCAGAUCAACAUCCAGACCACCGAGGAGCUGCAGUGCCCCAUCUGUCUCUAUCCGCCGGUGGCAGCCAAGCUCACCAGAUGCGGCCACGCCUACUGCUGGCCGUGCCUGUUGCACUAUCUCUCGCUGAGCGACAAGACCUGGCGCAAGUGCCCCAUCUGCUAUGAUGCCAUUCACGCUGGCGAUCUAAAGAGCUGCACCAUCGAGCAGCAAAGGGACUUGCAAGUGGGCGACACCAUAACCUUUCAGUUGAUGCGACGUCACAAGGGCUCCAUGUACAUCGAGAAGCACGGAGGAGCUGGAGGGGAGGCCAUCGAACGUUUCCCACUCCUCUCCGCCGGCGAGGAGGCCAAGCGGUACUCCAAGUUCGUAAUAGCCAAAAGAGCAGAUGUGGCCGCCAUUAUCGAGAGGGAGCGUGUGGAACUGCUGGCCGAAUCGGAUGUAUCGUGCCCGGAGGAUGUGUUCAUCCAGCAAGCGCUGGUGACGCUCCAGGAGCGCAGCGAAAAGCUGGGACUCGAGAAGCCUGAUCCCAGAGAGUUGGAGCUGGAGGAGGUGGAGCUUCCACCCCAGGAUCACGAAGCCAAGUUUGAUAUUGAGAAGCCGGACGAUGCCUCCAUCUCGUCGGCGGGCGAGGCAUCGAGCAGCAUAAGCUGCUCCUCGGGCAACACCAGCAGCCACAAGUACUAUUAUUUCUACCAGUCGAACGAUGGCCAGAACAUUUACCUGCACCCGUUGAACGUGAAAAUGCUGCAGGCCUGCUACGGCACCUUGGACUUGGGUCCGCUGCUGAUCGAAGCGCAGAUCGUGCAGAAGGAACAGCACUCCAUGGACGAGGAGCACCGUCGCAAGUUCACCUGUCUGGGUCACUUGCCCCUUACAUGCCAGUUCUCCGUUGUGGAAGUCGAACUGCAUCCACCCAUUGUGUCCGGAGGAAUACUCAAGCUCUUCAGGGAGGAUCUCCUGCAUCGAAAAAAGGAGCGCCAACGUCGGGAUCGCGAGGAGCGCAAGCGAGAGCAGCACAUCAACGAGAUCAAUGACCGCCAGAUGGGCAAACUUAUAGCCAGUGCAGCCAACCUGGACCUAAGCUCCUCCCAUGAGUUUCCCACGUGCGGCUUCGAGGAGGCCUUGCCCUCGCCCAGUGGCUCCUUGCCUAUGGCCAUUAGCCAGGAGAGUGGCUCCCGCUACUCGAGCGUGACUCUGGCCAGUCCCAAGCAGGAUAUGUGGCCCACCAUUGGCAGUGGUUCGCCAGGCAGUGCUGCCGGAUCCCUGGACUUCCAGGUGGGCGCCUGGGGUCGUUCGGCACCACCGCCGCCGCCACCGCGAACUACUCCAAACCCGAAGCAACCCAGCAGCGAGGAUGAUUACGAACAGCGAUCUGCUGUUGGCCAUUGGGGACUGGGGGAGCUAUUGGUCGGAGCCUUGGAUCAGAAGAAGAAGACGGGCGGCGGAGCUGCUCAGACAGAGUCAAAGAAACAGAAGAAGGCCAAGGGCAAGAAAAUGGUGCCGCUGUUUGCCACGGGCAUGAACAGGGCUCCAUGAAGAGGAUCAUGGUCAAUCGAUUGUGUUUUUUUUUUAUAUGCGAAUACUUCAACGUUAUUUCAAAUAACCACGAAAAGCGGAUUUGAUUUCCUUGAACUAAACUAUUAUUUAACCCCACUUGUAUUCACAUUACACAUAUAUGCAUAGCUAUUUGAAAGGUAAUCCAAUAAAGGCAGCAAGCAAGGAA